Molecule: messenger RNA, 2498 nt
Organism: Raphanus sativus (radish)
Lineage: Eukaryota; Viridiplantae; Streptophyta; Magnoliopsida; Brassicales; Brassicaceae
Product: probable inactive lysine-specific demethylase JMJ19
Exons: 7
Coding region: 182-2314 (710 amino acids)
Biological process (GO): chromatin remodeling
Cellular component (GO): nucleus
Molecular function (GO): histone H3K4me/H3K4me2/H3K4me3 demethylase activity
Source: RefSeq, a predicted model, not a curated record
AUUAAUAUAUACAUUCUCAAUUACCAGACUCCAGAGGCAUUGCUUCGGUAAUAUCUGAAAGUUUCAGGAAUCUCAGUUCGCCUAGGAAGUUGCUGCAUCUUUAUUGACCUCUUCUGAAACUCAAACUUUAUUUUCCUCUUCCGGAAAAAUAGUAUUUUGGUGGUAGCUGUAAGGGUUUUUAAUGGGAAUUGAAGGCAAUCACACAUAUUCAAAACCCGGGAACAUGGACAAGUUGCCAACUCCUCCAGGUUUUGUGUCUCAAACAACGUUCGUGCUGAGAAAUGUACACCAAGGCAGAGAAAGUUCCAGGCCGGGACAAGAUCAGAUAACUGGACUCUGUUUGGAUGAUGCUAGUUUCAAGUUGUCUCUUAACAGCCGACCGUGGAUACUGCAUGAUCACACAAAUCCCACCUCAGAGUCCUUAAAGCCAAUCAAACCUGAGGAGGUAAAGGAAAGACGGAUACAGAGAGUCUCCAAGAACGUAACCCUUGAGGAAGCUCCAGUGUUUAACCCAACCGAGGAGGAGUUCAGUGACACACUCUCGUAUAUUGCAAGCUUGCGUGACAAAGCUGAGCCUUAUGGAAUCUGCUGCGUGGUUCCUCCUCCUUCGUGGAAGCCUCCGUGUCUUCUCGAGGACAAGGAGAUAUGGGAGGUUUCCAAAUUCGACACUCAAGUACAGCUCUUUGAUGCAAACGACACAAUGGUUAAGAAGGAGGGUGAUGAUGAUGAUCAUACAUCGGAGACAGAUGUCAAGUUUUGUAGAGUAGAACGCGGUCCUAAGAAAACUCUGGAGACCUUUAAGAACUUUGCAGAUUCAUAUAAGAAGAAGCAUUUCAGCGUAGAGGAUGAGGUUUUGAGUUCCAAGAGUUCUUCAACCCCAUCACUAAAACAAGAACCAACCGUUGAAGAUGUUGAAAAGGAGUAUAGACAACUUGUUGAGAGUCCAGUUGUUGAGAUUGAGGUUCUUUAUGGGAAUGAUCUAGACACAAGAACGUUCAGCAGUGGGUUCCCCUUACCUGGAGGACCAUCUGAAUCUUGCAAGUACAAGACAUCAGGUUGGAAUCUGAACAAUACGGCUAAGCUUCCUGCCUCUCUUCUAUCGUUUGAAGACUGUGAAUCAGUUGGUGUUCCUCGUCUAAGUGUAGGAAUGUUUCUGUCUUCCCAGUUGUGGAAAUCUGAAAAGGACAGACUCUACUCGCUCUGUUAUUUGCAUAUGGGAGCUCCUAGAGUGUGGUACUCUAUAGCAGGAUGUCAUCGUUCUAAGGUUAUGAACUUAUUCCCUGAGAUGUCAGGUGAACAGCAGUCAAAGAUGAGCCGUGAACCUGUGAUGAUAAUGUCUCCAUAUGCGCUGAACAUGGAGGGUAUACCAGUGACCCGGUGUGUCCAGAACCCUGGCCAGUAUGUUAUACUGUUUCCAGGGUCAUGCUACUCUGCAGUUAACUGCGGCUUCAACUGUUUGGAGAAAGCAAACUUUGCUCCCAUUGAUUGGUUACCCCAUGGGGAUGUUGCUGUUCAUCAGAACCAAGAGAAGAAGAAGAAAUCAUUGAUAUCGUAUGAUAAGAUACUAUUGGGAGCUGCAAGGGAAGCUGUGAAAUGCCUCAAGGAGAACUCUUUGUCCAAGAAGAAAACAGCAGAGAACAUGAGAUGGUUUAACUCUUGUGGUAAGGAGGGUUUGUUCACCAGCAUUGUUAAGUCAAGGGUGAAGCAAGAGAAGAGCAGAAGAGAGUUCCUUGCUAGUUCACUAAAGUCUCAGAGAAUGGACAAGAGUUUUGAUGACGGUGUGAGCAAGAGGGAAUGCUGUUUCUGUUUCGUGGAUCUGCAUCUCUCCGGAGUCCAGUGCUCGUGUUCCGAUGAACGUUACUCGUGUCUGAGCCACGUGAGGAAUCUAUGCGCCUGUCCGAGUGGGAAGAAGAGGUUUCUGUAUAGGUACACCAUCGAUGAGCUGAAUAUUCUUGUGGAGGCGUUGGAGCUGCAGAAACUCAGCGCUAUGUUCAGAUGGGGGAACUUUGAUCGCAACUUUUAUGCUUCUUCUCCCGCCGUUAAAAGUUCACAACAAACUGGAGACAAAGGUAAGAAAGCAGAUGAGGUUGUUGUGCCUUGUAAUAACAAGGACAAUAACACGAGGAAAGAUGUUGAAGGUGGAGGGAAGGAGCAGGGUAAGACUAAAGUAAAGGCGAGGUCUAUCAUGGAGAUAAUGAAUGGGAAUGAUGAUGAAGCGUCCGGGCCUAUGCGACCUUGUUCUAAUAAAACGAACAAGACAUGCGAUGGUGGUUCUGCUGUUGUCAACACGGCAAAGAAGGCGCGGAAGGGGUGAACUGAAAAAAAGGAAUGUUUUGUUUUCAUGUUAGUUGUUGUCAGUUGCACAAUUUGCAAAAAUACUGUUUUUUUGAAAAGUCACAAACUCGUGAUCAGAUUUUUAUCUUUUUGCAUGCGAAAGGAGAGUUGUCUGUACAAUACUUUGCCAACCAGAGUUUUUAAUGUAAAGAAUCAUGAAAAUC